Molecule: messenger RNA, 719 nt
Organism: Colletotrichum navitas
Lineage: Eukaryota; Fungi; Ascomycota; Sordariomycetes; Glomerellales; Glomerellaceae
Exons: 1
Coding region: 1-561 (186 amino acids)
Source: RefSeq, a predicted model, not a curated record
AUGUAUGUGCUCACGUUGGUGAAGGUGGACCAGGCGAUCCACGACCUCCUCGACGACCUCGAGACCAAUCCCGUCGUGGUUUCGGAGGAAGGGAUGCUUAUGAUCAAGCUUGCCGAGACGCUGGCAGCGCUGGUCAACGGCACGAUCACGCCGGCGGUCGUCGGCAUGCUCCCUUCUCGCAACCUGCCAACCUCGGUCGACGAGUGCCGUACGUCAGACUGCGUCAUAGAGUACAUGGGCGAAGAGUCUUGGAGCGAGUUCAGCUUCGGGGUCUACUGCACCGACAGCCCCGACUCCAGAAACAUCACCGAGGCCGAGAUGGUCGAUCGGGUCGAGGGCCUCAAGAGGCAGAGCCUGCUGUUUGGCGUAACGUUUGCCUUGUCGUCCAGGCUGGUUUGUGCCGGCUACCCGAUCCGGCCGAAAUGGCGCUUCGACGGCCCGUUCGGGGACAAGACGAAGACGCCGGUGCUCUUCAUCGGGAACUCGCUGGACCCCGUCGCGCCUCUCGAAGGCACGAAGCUGAACGUCCCCAAGUUCGAGGGUGCCAGACUGCUGCAGUAGGACUCUGUCGGCCAUUGCUCCAUAAGCACGCCUAGCCAGUGUACCGUCGGCCUUAUCCGGCAAUAUCUCGUGUCUGGAGAGCUGCCGGAAGCCGGUACAGUUUGCCCAGUUGAUAUUUUGCCAUUUUAUUUCGAGGAACGAAACCUGUAGAGAAUUCG